Rattus norvegicus (Norway rat) is the source of this 5960-nucleotide messenger RNA. The record is from RefSeq and is a predicted model, not a curated record. Lineage: Eukaryota; Metazoa; Chordata; Mammalia; Rodentia; Muridae.
CAAGUUUGUAACUUAGCAACUCCAUGUCCUGCCUCUGCCCAGUGUGCCAGUGUGCUGGGUUCGAUGUCUCUGUUGCCAUGAGUGGUCUUGGCUCCCAAACCGGGAAGGCCUGUGGCAGCACCACCACCACCUCCCCUUGGUCUUUUUCUGAAAGUGAUCUCUGCCCAGACUUCGGGUUCUUUCACAGGUUGUCUAGAGGACCGGAAGAGUUCUGGCUUCACUUCUGCUUGGUCUUUUUGCAGGCUUUCUUUUUGCCCACCUCUCUCAUUUUAGCAAGACCUCAGGGUAGAUGUCUGAUUUGGGAGGGGGAGCAUCUUGAGAGGUGCAACUUAAAUGCAAAAGCAUUGUUCUUUUAGAGUAUCAUGGGAUGGUUCUCGUGGCUUAGCUGCAGAUGUGGAGGCUCUCCGUGUACUGGGAGAGUCAUCUUGUUUCUGUGAAAUGGAAGAUGUACUGAAAAAAGACAUGAUGGAGCCUCCCCCACCCCCCUUUGGUCUUCUCUAAAUGUCCUCUUGGGUUUCUCCUGCCUUUGGUUUUCCCUCUUGUUUGCUAUGGUGCCAUGUCCUGGUUACAAGUAAGAAGGCUUAUAUUCAUACAGUUAUUUUGGGGUUUGGCCUUGGCCCAGGAUUUCACUAGGAAGAGUAAGAACUGACACUGUGCUAGCAGCACCCCCAUCACCUCCCGCUCCUCCUCUUGCUGGGCUUAAACUGAGAUCUUGUUCUUUGCUGCACUUUAAAGAACAUGAAAUACAGUUUAAAACGGGAGUCAAGGCCAUUCAGACUGCGGGCUCCUGCCUUCCCUUCCUGGGCCUGCCUCCAUGUACCUGUUCCUUCUCCACGUUCCCUGAUUCCUGUUCUCUAUAUUUCUAGUGGUUGUUUUUUAACUGCCUCAGGUGCCUUUGCUGCUCUGACUUAGCAUGCCUAUGUUUUGGCUCGCUUUGCCCUGGCCAGCCCCUUUUGCCCUGUGUUGUGUUCCUGUUGUGGUCCACUGAGGACACCAGCAGUGUCACCCAUACGUCACUGCACCAGCACCCAGCCUGUCCCACAGGCACUGUCUGUGUGACACCUCGGUCUUCAUUCCGCCAUGUCCUCCUGUGCUGACGUGGAGGGAGCUGGGGUCUACAGUGCAACCCAGGUUGUUCUGUGCUUCCUGCUGUGGACCACGUCACAGGCACCUGGAGUUUGCUCUGGUCCAUUAGGUCCAUCCUGCAGACAUGAGGCCCACCUUCUUCUCUGCACUCUCUGGCCUUCCUCAAGGCUUCCCUGCCCUCGGCUGUGCUUGCUAGACAUUCUUUAUUUCUGAGUUUGUAUCUCAAAAUAUUCCUGGGACUUUGUACUUAGUCCCAGAGGGAGUUGACCUCACAUGAGCUUUCUGGCUCAGGGCUCGUCCUGGACCUCCAGCCCUGGAUGUUCCCUGGAUGGGUUCACAGUCACAUCUGUCUCUGACUAUGGAGGACACUACCUUGUCUCUCCAAGGUACCUGCACUUCCAGGGGCUCUCCUCUGGCAUCAGUCCCCUUGCCCUGUCUAUAUGCCUUUCCAGCUCUUCUCUGUGGAACACACUUGCACCCUCAGGGCUGAUGAGGAGAAGGAGCAUUUGGUUCCCCGCUGAAGGUGUGGGGAUUUGCUUGGAGUUUUCUGGUCAUGAGAAAAGCUUUAUUUAUUGUUUUCCCUUCACUUUUUUUUUUCUUCUUUUUUUGGAGCUGGGGACCGAACCCAGGGCCUUGCGCCUGCUAGGCAAGCGCUCUACCACUGAGCUAAAUCCCCAACCCCUUCCCUUCACUUCUGUACCCUUCCUUUUCUUAUGAUUUGAGUUGUAAAAUGUACCUGAUAAAAAAACUACUCAAAAAAGUCCUGUGAUCCACUUUAGCUGUAACAGUAAAGUCACCAUUGUAUUCAUUGCUUUUGUCGGGUUCUCCGGUCUCAUCCCUUCCUUCCCUCUCUGUCUCUUCUUGUCUUUUUUUUUUUUUAAGGUUUAUUUAUUUAUUAUAUAUAAGUACACUGUAGCUGUCUUCAGAUACACCAGAAGAGGGCAUCAGAUCCCAUUACAGAUGGUUGUGAGACACCAUGUGGUUGCUGGGAAUUGAACUCAGGACCCCUGGAAGAGUAGUCUGUGUUCUUAACCACUGAGCCAUCUCUCCAGCCCCCCUCUCUGUCUUUUCUUCUCUGUCCUUCCUACAGACUGAGGGUGUGAUGAGUGGAGCUGAUAUGGAGGUUACCAGGAAAUUCAGUAAGGACCCACUGCAGUGAAGGAGACCCAGCAUCAUAUAAUGUUUGGGAUAGAAACAACAAAAGUAAACCAAAAAUAGCAAGGAUAAGCUAAGGGUCUUAGCUAGGUACAGCAUCCACAGCUGUAGUCCCAUGUUUAGGAAGCUGAGUUAAGGAGGUCAUUUGAGCCCAAGUUUGAACCCAGCCUGAACUAUACAGAGAGACUUCAUUUCAAGGCAAAAGAGGCUGAUGAAUAUUUUGGUUCCAAGUUCUGUGCCAUUGGUAAAGGCCUCUUGACCUGGUCGUAAAGUUAAGUAGAGGGUGAGUAGAAGCUGGCCAAAUCUGUUACUACCAACUGGUAUCCUGCUAAACCCUGGGCUACGUUAUACAUUAUCUACACAUUCCAAAGAGCCUGAAGCCAACUGCCUCUUCUUUCUCCUCCUCUCUGGUUUUCUUUUGUUGUUGUUUUGAGGCAGGGUUUCUCUACAUAGCCUGGAUGGUCUGGACCUUGCUAUGUAGACCAGGCUAGCAUUGAACUCACAGAGACCCAUUUACCUCUGGGCUCAAAGGUGUGCCCCACCACACCUGGCUUGUUUCAGUUGCAGGCUGGGCCCGUGCUCAGGGAUGAGUGCAUUCCCCUAGCACGGGUGAACCCUGGGGUAGCCUGAAAGCUGCACUCAUCCUGUUGCUCAGCACUGACCCUGGUUUGGUUGGUAUCUGAUGGAUUCUUGUGUUUCCUCUUCGUUCUUCAGCUUCUGCUGCUGCUAAGCGCUUCCAUGAAGACACUUGCACCCUAACUAGCAAGAGGUGUUCUGAGGUGCUAAGUCUCCCCGCACCCACCCUUCCAGUACCUAGGCACACCCAGAAGCCCAAUGUGAACUGGGCUUCAGUAUUGAGGCAGAUUGGAGUUGGGAUGGAGUUGGCAAUGGGCAUCAAGCCGAGGCCGGCUCCCCGACUUUGCAGGGCUUCCUUUGUGCCGUUUGGCAGGAAGCCCUCUACUGAAAGGGGCCCUAUCCCAUAAAGGAACCUAUGGUUUCAGGACUUACUGAUUCACUUGGAAGAGGAGUCUGUGCUGCCACCUUGGGAAGAAAGUUUCUCUGUCCCUUCAGCUUGGGGUAGAGGGAGGCUGUAGUGGGGCUGGCUGGCAGUGGAGCCCCACGGCCAGACUGAGCCUCAUUCAUCCUGCUGCCGGUGUGUGUGGCUCUGUCAUCCCAGACGGAGCCAGCCAGGUCUGCAGCCUGAAGUCUGCACUUAGAACUUGAUCCCCUAAUAUGACGAUUAAAUUCUAGUAAGUGAAAUAAAAAUGCUUGAGUGGGGGAGAGGACGGAGUAAAACAAUCGUUGUUUUAUUUAACUAUGAAGGUUUUGACAGUGUACUGCCUGCUUCUCGAAGCCUGCGAGGACUCUCCGUCUAUUGCAGCCCUUCCCUUGGGACCUUGAAGCAGUAACAGGCUGAAGGGCGCUAGUGUAAAUAGUGACCCUGAAGUCCUGGAGCCCCUUCCCCCUUCUCUUUCAUCAGCUCCAGCUCCACCUCCCAGACAGGCAAACACAGAACACUGAACAACUUCAGGUUCAGGCAGGGGAAGAAUAAAGGUGCUUUGUGAAGGGGAAGGAAAACACUUCUGGGGGAGGUGAGGGGCUUGGGCAUGAAAGUGCCCUCAGUCUGGGUGGAUGCUGCACACCCAGGAGGGAGGUGGUGGGAGGAGGGCCCAGCCCCAGCCAGGAAGCCCUGGGCGUGGGCAGGGCUUGUGGGAAUGAUUUCAUUGGAAAGGCCUGCGGUAUUUUUUCCCCUCCUGUGUGUGGUUCUUGGAGAAAGUUGGAGGUGGUGAGGAUUUCAGUUGCCUUGGCCGCUGAGCUGAGCAGAGGUCGGCAGUGAGCUGGCGGGGAGCUUGCUCUGAGCCUUCCUGCCAUGCUCAGACCUGGCUUCUGCCUAGAGCUCUUGCCCACCAUCCUAGGGGCACCUCUAACCCCACUUGCUCUCCCUGUUUGUUCCUAGUCCUCUUGGGGUGCAUAGAAUUCUUUUUCUGGUUUUUCUUAAACAAAGACUUUAAAGGAGCAGAUGCUGUCUGAGGUCCCGCUACAUUCUUUGCUAAGGGCUAAAAUGUGGAAUCUUCGAGUGCUUCGACUGACCAUGAUCCCUUGGGCCCCCUCCCGCCUGGCUGGGAGAAGAGGCAGGACAAUGGCCGGGUGUAUUACGUGAACCACAACACACGCACUACCCAAUGGGAGGACCCGCGGACGCAGGGAAUGAUACAGGAGCCAGCCCUGCCCCCAGGGUGGGAGAUGAAGUACACCAGCGAGGGCGUGCGGUACUUUGUGGAUCACAACACCCGCACUACCACCUUUAAGGAUCCUCGCCCAGGGUUCGAGUCAGGGACAAAGCAGGGCUCGCCUGGUGCCUAUGAGCGAAGUUUCCGGUGGAAGUAUCACCAGUUCCGCUUCCUCUGCCACUCAAAUGCCCUACCCAGCCACGUGAAGAUCAGCGUUUCCAGGCAGACUCUCUUUGAGGAUUCUUUCCAACAGAUUAUGAACAUGAAACCUUACGACCUGCGCCGCCGGCUCUACAUCAUCAUGCGUGGUGAGGAGGGCCUGGACUACGGCGGCAUCGCCAGAGAGUGGUUUUUCCUCCUGUCCCAUGAGGUGCUCAACCCUAUGUACUGUUUGUUUGAAUAUGCUGGGAAGAACAAUUACUGCCUGCAGAUCAACCCGGCCUCUUCCAUCAACCCUGACCACCUCACCUACUUCCGCUUUAUCGGCAGAUUCAUCGCCAUGGCUCUGUACCAUGGAAAGUUCAUCGACACAGGCUUCACCCUCCCUUUCUACAAGCGGAUGCUCAACAAGAGACCAACUCUCAGGGACCUGGAGUCUAUUGACCCUGAGUUUUACAACUCCAUUAUCUGGAUCAAAGAGAACAACCUGGAUGAGUGUGGCCUGGAGCUGUUCUUCAUCCAGGACAUGGAGAUCCUGGGCAAGGUGACAACCCAUGAACUGAAGGAAGGCGGAGAGAACAUCCGAGUUACUGAGGAGAACAAGGAGGAGUAUAUCAUGCUGCUGACUGACUGGCGAUUCACCCGAGGUGUGGAAGAGCAGACCAAAGCCUUCCUGGAUGGCUUCAAUGAGGUGGCCCCUCUGGAGUGGUUGAGAUAUUUUGAUGAAAAAGAGCUGGAGCUCAUGCUGUGUGGCAUGCAGGAGAUUGACAUGAGUGACUGGCAGAAGAACGCCAUCUAUCGGCACUACACCAAGAGCAGCAAGCAGAUCCAGUGGUUCUGGCAGGUUGUGAAGGAGAUGGACAAUGAGAAGAGGAUCCGGCUACUGCAGUUUGUCACGGGAACCUGCCGCCUGCCUGUUGGGGGCUUUGCUGAGCUCAUUGGGAGCAAUGGACCCCAGAAGUUCUGCAUUGACAGAGUUGGCAAGGAAACCUGGCUGCCUAGGAGCCAUACAUGCUUCAACCGCCUGGAUCUGCCUCCCUACAAGAGCUACGAGCAGCUGAAAGAGAAGCUGCUGUAUGCCAUCGAGGAGACUGAGGGUUUUGGACAGGAGUAGCUGAGGCUGCCCCUCUCACACCCUCCAGCACAUGUAGUCCUGAGUCCUGCCUGCCUGAGAGGCCACCGGCUGCACAGCCCUCGAGAGGCCCCUUUGGAUAGUGGCCCUGCACGAGACUGUGCUUUGAUCAUGUUGGUGACUGAAGAGGCCUUGGGGACCCUUUCUUCUCUCUGAUGAUGGCAGUCUGGAAUAAAGCCCUGUCACCUUUGACUCCA